Molecule: messenger RNA, 573 nt
Organism: Rodentolepis nana
Lineage: Eukaryota; Metazoa; Platyhelminthes; Cestoda; Cyclophyllidea; Hymenolepididae
Source: the annotation of a GenBank genome assembly
GGCGAUAAUUCGUACGCAUCCUCGGCUUUGGAGAAGUCAUCGCAAAGCUCCAGUCGAAGGUCGGGUAUAAGCGGUUCCAGAUCAAAGCGACCACAUUGGCAGUACUGGGGCAAAGGGGGUAUCCCUAAUCUCUUAGAUCCCCCUAGCCACGAACCCUACAUGCCGCAGAAAGUCUUCGGACCAGCAUCUAUUGCAAAUUCCCAUCCGGGCAAUGAGUGGCCUGCAGCUCAUUUUGCCAUAGUCAAUCGUUCCCUGGAGAAUAUCACAGCCCAAAAUAACUCAACUCGCGUCUAUGAGGCAAUGCGUCAGGUUGACCAACCGCCUCCUUUACCUAAAUCUACUGACCUUCCUUUAACUCACAGUCAGGUAAGUAUGAAGGAAAACAAGGAUUUGGAAAAUCUUCUGGGAUCGUGUGACGAAGAUGAAGUCAGGAUGGCAGGCCUCCCGAUGAGAGAGCUCUACAGUCGUCGAUUGAGAAAGAACUUAAAAGAGACCAAACCAGCGUCUGCCUAUAGCUCCAAUCGGCGCAAAUCUUUGGCAGAGUCCUUCAAGAGUCAACUUAACAAGGACUAA